Belonocnema kinseyi is the source of this 551-nucleotide messenger RNA. RefSeq names its product protein transport protein Sec61 subunit gamma. The transcript has 4 exons. The coding region runs from base 152 to 358 and encodes 68 amino acids. Lineage: Eukaryota; Metazoa; Arthropoda; Insecta; Hymenoptera; Cynipidae. Gene Ontology annotation, cellular component: membrane; Ssh1 translocon complex. Gene Ontology annotation, biological process: protein targeting; post-translational protein targeting to membrane, translocation. The record is from RefSeq and is a predicted model, not a curated record. Gene Ontology annotation, molecular function: transmembrane protein transporter activity.
GCGCUACACGGCAUCCACGUAUUCACGUAGUUGCCAAGAACCCGAAAGUGGAAAAAAUCAGUCGUCAAAAGAACGUAACACACGCCGAGUGGUAAGUAAUCUGUCAACCCACUAAAAGCAAAGAACUGCUUUAUUUAUCUAUUAAACGAAAAUGGAUCAGAUCAAAAAGUUCACUGAACCUGGAAGGCAAUUCGCCAAGGACAGCAUUCGCCUUGUCAAAAGAUGUACGAAACCUGACCGAAAAGAAUUCCAGAAGAUCGCCAUCGCUACAGCGAUAGGCUUCUGCAUAAUGGGAUUCAUAGGAUUCUUUGUUAAACUUAUUCACAUCCCAAUCAACAACAUCAUUGUCGGGUCCUAAGCCGAAUGGAGAUUAUUUAUUAAGAAUUAUUAGGUGUAAUUCUCCACUUUAUCCUUCCUCCCUCUUCCUUUCCCAUUGUCCUUCCAACAUUCCUUUUCUUACUCUUAUUUAUGCAAUAAUUAAUCUUUAUAUACAUACAUAUAUAUAUUAGAUUCAAAAAUUAAUUACAAUGAAUGUAAUACGUAGCAUGAGC